UCCAGACUCUAUAUAGACUGUAGUAAUAGAAAUAUAAAUACAUUACACAGUUCUGUUGUUUCUGUUGCAUCACAAUUAUUGUAUAUAAUUCAAUUCGCAAGGUAUCUAUUCGUAAAUAACCCCUAUAGAUGGAGAACAAUAUUGGAAACGACUUUCAAAAAGAACUACCGGAUGGCGAAACUACCCAACGUCUUCUACUAAAUACUUUAUGUACAACAUCAACUGAGAAUAGACCAAUACCAGGAUUUGAUCCUAAUAAAGACGAUGUUCAAUAUUAUCGCCUCCAACAAAGUAUUGAUUGCGAUGAGGUAUAUCCAGGAAUAUACAUUGGUGACUCUGCUACAGCAAGAAAUAAGCAAUAUCUUCAAAUGCUGGGUAUAACGCAUUUACUAAAUUGUGCAGAAGGAAAACGAUUUGGAUUUGUGAAUACAGAUGAAAAUUAUUACAAAGAUACAACAAUAAAAUAUCUUGGUCUACCACUUGCAGAUGUAUGUAGUACAGAUAUUAGCAAAUACUUUGAUACUGUAGCAGAUUUCAUUGAUGAAGCUGUUUCUACGAAAGGAAAAGCUUUCGUACAUUGCGUGUUAGGAAUAUCUCGGAGCUCAACAUGUGUACUAGCAUACCUAAUGAUAAAGAAAGAAAUGUUAGCUGUUGAUGCUGUCAAGACCGUCCGCAAGAAUCGUUAUAUCCAACCGAACGACGGCUUCCUUCAUCAAUUGGCACGAUUAGAUAAUCAACUAAGAAGGCAACGAUUAUAAUUUAAUACAAUAGUAUAAAGGCAUUAGAAAUUUUCCUAAAGUUGCAAGAAUACUGUACAAGCGUGCACGUGUGUGCAAUUUCAGAAUCAUGUAUUGUACGGGGAUAAUUUCACAUGAAAGUGAAAUAUGUACGUUCAGAACGUAUGCUUAAGCUGCUAUGUUACUAUUUAUACAUAUA
This is a messenger RNA of Dufourea novaeangliae, 936 nucleotides long. Its product is annotated as dual specificity protein phosphatase 3. Gene Ontology annotation, molecular function: protein tyrosine/serine/threonine phosphatase activity; MAP kinase phosphatase activity. Gene Ontology annotation, biological process: negative regulation of MAPK cascade; protein dephosphorylation. NCBI's taxonomy places the organism in Eukaryota, Metazoa, Arthropoda, Insecta, Hymenoptera, Halictidae. The transcript has 4 exons. Gene Ontology annotation, cellular component: cytoplasm. The record is from RefSeq and is a predicted model, not a curated record. The coding region runs from base 129 to 758 and encodes 209 amino acids.